This is a messenger RNA of Erythranthe guttata (spotted monkey flower), 643 nucleotides long. The record is from RefSeq and is a predicted model, not a curated record. Lineage: Eukaryota; Viridiplantae; Streptophyta; Magnoliopsida; Lamiales; Phrymaceae.
UGGUAAUUCAUUGCAGUUUUAUAUGGAAUCGUGAAUCUAAAUAGAGAGUAAUGGUGUUGGCUGGAAGAGCAAUCAAGAUCGAGAUGAGAUGCCAAAAUACCAAAGAGAAUAGCAAUCAGUUUUCAGCAUUACCAAAGCCUAUUAGAAGUGGAUAUUGGGCUUCGGAAAUCCAAGAAAUGGCUAAUGAAGAGUCCACAAGACAUAGUAAGGCUGGAAGAGCAAUCAAGGCCAAGAUGAAAUUUUGGAAAUUUCCGAGGAGCAAUCAAGACCAAGAAUGGCAAUCGGUUUUCAGCAUUGCCAAAGUAUAUUUGGUCUAUUGGCAGUGCAUAUUGGGCUUAGAUACUCUCAUUCGGAAAUCCAAGAAAUUGCUUGUAGAAAUUCACAAACCGUUGUAAGGUAUUGUCAAGCCCAUCCAAUAUGUUUUAUAUCUUGAGAAUCCGUAUAUUGCUGCUGCCAGCUAAUAAUUGUUAAUGCUAAUACGUCAAUUGAGUUGGUGAGUUGGUGGAUGGAUAAGGCAGAAUUUAUUGCGAACCGCUGCAUUGAGUGUCGACCCUAUCAAGGCAGAUUUUCUCACCAUUAUAUAACACGCAUUCUCCGUGCACCAAUUCAUCCACCAUAUCUCCAUUUCUUUUUUCCUCUUUCA